GUAUGGACAUUUUUUGCAGCAGUAUUGAGUCAAACAAGUCAAGAAAGUUGUGGGUUUAAUCAAAAUCUGUUAUAUUGGCAAAGAGACUUGGUGAUGGAAGGAAUGAAAAGCAUUAGUUCUCAUUUCGCUGUGACAGUUGGCUGCAAAUUCUGUAAUCUGGAGUGAAGGACAAAAUGCUGGAGGAACUCAGUGGGCCAGGCAGCAUCUGUGGAAAAGAGUAUAGUUGGCGUUUGAGACCGAGACCCCUUCGGCAGGACUGGAGAAAAACAAAGGUCAUCAUCAUUGCAGUGAAACGGGCCUCUGCUACUUUCUCUCUCAUUGGAUGCCUCUUUAUGCUUCUUGUGAUAUGGUUAUUUCGGAAGUACAACUCUCUGGCACAGAAAAUGAUCCUGAGUCUGACUUUGGCUGCAUUGUUUGACAGUAUUGCCUAUCUAAUGGGAGAAGUUAUCCCAGAUGGUGCCCUGUGCAACUUCCAGGCCUGGUGGCUUACAUAUUUUGACUGGUGUUCCCUGGCGUGGGUUUGUUGCAUUACCGUCAACCUAUAUUUCAACUUGGUGAAAGAAACCAGAACAGAUCAUCUCGCAGUGGUGUAUUAUGUUGCUGCCUGGGGUGUGCCAUUUUUUCUGUCCUGUCUUCCACUCUUUGGUGAUUAUUAUGGCCCUGCUGGAGCAUGGUGCUGGAUUACAGAUGAACAUGUUAUCUGGAGAUUUGGCAUAUGGUACAUCCCAUUGUUUGUCCUCAUCUUUUUGAUGAUGUCCUGCUACAUUCACAUAUUUUAUAUAGCCAAACAGAGGGUUUUAAUUUGGUCUGGCCCAUAUGAUCCUGAAAGGGAAAGAAGCAAGAUCUUAUUAGCUCUGGAAAUCAAGCCACUUAAGUGGUACCCAUCUGUAUACCUGGCAGUAUCCCUUUUCCCUCUUAUUAACAGGUUGCACAAUGCAUUUGAUCCUAACCAUCCCGUUUUUGUCCUGACACUCCUCCACGUUAUAACUGCUCCACUUCAUGGACUGGCCAAUGCAAUUGUGUUUGGGUUUGACAGAGAGACAUGGGGCCAGCUGAAUUUAACAUCUUUGCAGCUUGCUUUUCAGUCCAGAUUUUCUGAUACAACAUUGAUUAUGGAGUACCAGCCCGGGCCAGUGCGUUACAAGCCCCAUUUGGAAAGUGAUUCCUCAGACUCAUGUGACGAUGGCACAGGAGCAAUUUAUUCAUCCACCAUGACGUCUAGGGACAGGAGGCCCUGACAACAGAAACUCCCUUGAACUGAAUAUGUGCACUGUUGGACUCCUAGACAAAGGAAGAACCCCUCUGUGACAGUAGAGAUGAGCUGUCAACCUUCAUUAUUAAUUCUAGGCUCUUAAUAUUUAAUGUCAUAAAACUGGAACAGAAGCUUCAGAUUUACAGAAGAGGCAUCAUACUAAACACAAACACAUCGGUUAAAGAGAUUGUUCCUUUCAGCUGCCUCUUUUUUCUGUGCUUCAGACCAAAAAACUCAGAUAAUCCUGUAUAAAAAUGAAGAAAAAUAUUUGGAGUAAAUGUAUGUGAUAACCUAAGUGUAAGCAUUUAUAUAUUUUUCUGAAGACACUCUGUUUUAAAUGUUUUUUUAAAAAACAUAAAUUAAGUAUGAACCCUUUUCAUACAUAACAUCAAUUUAGUAGGUUAAGCAAUCUGGUUCAGAUCGUGGAGCAAAUUAUGUUGUGAAACUAUUGUGUCUGUCCUUAUAUAGCACUCUCUGCAGGGAAAACAGGCUGUUUGUGGGGGUGGGGAAGGGAGAGAGGAAAGCAGAAGAAAGUUGAAAGAAUAAUUGCAGAACCCUUAACAGAAAACAGUGACAAGAGGUGGAAGGCCAGAACUAUUACUUCAUUUCUCAAAAAUGUUUAUAGUUUUAUUUUAACAUGUGUUACUUAUGGUGCCAGAAUACUGAAGAGAACUCUUCAGAGAUGAAAAAAAAAUUACAGAUAUCUAAAUGUUCAGGACAACAAGACUAUAACUUAUUUGCUCAUUUUAAUUUAGUAAUGUUGGCAUGUGUCAAUUCUUGAUGUUUUAUUUUAUUCAUAUAAAAUUAUUGAACAUGCUA
Molecule: messenger RNA, 2071 nt
Organism: Mobula hypostoma (lesser devil ray)
Lineage: Eukaryota; Metazoa; Chordata; Chondrichthyes; Myliobatiformes; Myliobatidae
Exons: 13
Coding region: 174-1238 (354 amino acids)
Biological process (GO): adenylate cyclase-activating G protein-coupled receptor signaling pathway; cell surface receptor signaling pathway
Cellular component (GO): plasma membrane
Molecular function (GO): G protein-coupled receptor activity
Source: RefSeq, a predicted model, not a curated record